This is a messenger RNA of Rhinocladiella mackenziei CBS 650.93, 585 nucleotides long. RefSeq lists its product as uncharacterized. The transcript is spliced from 2 exons. The record is from RefSeq and is a predicted model, not a curated record. The coding region runs from base 1 to 585 and encodes 194 amino acids. Lineage: Eukaryota; Fungi; Ascomycota; Eurotiomycetes; Chaetothyriales; Herpotrichiellaceae. Gene Ontology annotation, cellular component: nucleus. Gene Ontology annotation, biological process: proteasome-mediated ubiquitin-dependent protein catabolic process; protein polyubiquitination. Gene Ontology annotation, molecular function: ubiquitin conjugating enzyme activity.
AUGAUUCUGACACCUAUGGACAAUCAGGCAAAGCAAAGCUUCCCACCCGGAAUUGAACUGGUCAAGGCCGAUGAUUUUCGAGAAUGGCAAGUCGAUAUAAGAGUUUUGGACGCCAACCCACUAUACAUGAAUCAAGUCUUCCGGCUAAGUUUUAUAUUUUCGGAUUCUUAUCCGAUCGAAGCGCCAGAAGUCGUCUUCAUUCACGUCCCGCCGUCCUCCACGCCCACCUCACCUCCAUCCUCGAUUUCUCAGCCCGCACAAUCCCAGUCCCAAGCCCAGCGCCAAUCGAUUCCCUUCCCGGGCCGUCCCAUACCAAUUCAUCCGCACAUAUAUAGCAACGGGAUCAUCUGCCUCGACCUUCUUGGUACGGCGGGCUGGUCGCCCGUGCAAAGCGUGGAGAGCGUAUGCAUGAGCAUUCAGAGCAUGCUGACGGGGAACACCAAGAACGAACGACCCCAGGGCGAUGAGCAGUUCUGCCAAAGCAUGGGUGUGCGAGGGCCUGAUGGUUGGAGUGGAUGGCGAAGUGGCGGCCAUGGUCGAGGCUUGAAAGAUGUGAGGUUCGCUUACGACGACGAUACGGUAUAA